CGAGCGACGGUUUAGUGAAUCUGGUUCAUGUCGAACAGACCAAAUACAGUCAAGCGCGGGUGUGAGAACAGUAACAGCAGUCAGGACUUUAAAGCUGUUUUUUAACGUGUGUUUUGCGUUUCGCCAUGUUGUGGACGGCGAACACGAUCAUGAGGAAAUUCUCCACGAGCUCCGCUUACUGCCAAAAUAAACUAAAGCUGGCCCUGAUUGGUCAGAGCCUGUUUGGACAGGAAGUAUACACAAACCUUCGCAAGCAGGGUCAUAAAGUGGUUGGCGUGUUUACGGUUCCUGAUAAGGAUGGAAAGGCGGACCCCCUGGCGGCGGUGGCAGAGAAGGACGGGACGCCGGUGUUCAAGUUCCCGCGCUGGCGGGUGAAGGGGGAGCCCAUACCGGAGGUGGUGGAGGCGUACAAGUCUGUGGGUGCCGAGCUGAACGUCAUGCCCUUCUGCUCUCAGUUCAUCCCGAUGAAUGUGAUCGACCACCCCAAACACGGCUCCAUCAUUUACCACCCGUCCCUCCUGCCCAGACACAGAGGAGCCUCCUCCAUCAACUGGACACUCAUCGAGGGCGAUAAGAAAGCAGGAUUUAGUAUCUUCUGGGCUGAUGAUGGUUUGGACACUGGUCCCGUCCUCCUGCAGCGGGAAUGUUCAGUAGAUCCCAACGAUACCGUGGAUACCCUAUACAACCGCUUCCUGUUUCCGGAGGGCAUCAAGGCCAUGGUUGAAGCUGUACAGCUUAUUGCAGACGGUAAAGCCCCCAAGAUCCCUCAAGUGGAGGAGGGAGCCAGUUAUGAGGGCAUCCAGAAGAAAUCCAAUGCCAAGGUCAAUUUGGCCCAGUCGGCAGAGGCCAUGCAUAACUGGAUCCGCGGUCAUGAUAAAGUUCCAGGUGCCUGGGUGACUAUUGAUGGAAAGCCCGUAACACUGUACAGCUCAUCAAUGCUAAGCGGUUCAGUGCCGGCCGGUCAGCCAGUAGAAGUGGAAGGGGCGUCCCAGCCUGGACUCAUCACCAAGUCAGGGCUCCUUCUUUUCGGCUCCGAUGGAAAAGCGCUCCAAGUAAAGAACCUGCAGUUUGAGGAUGGAAAGAUGAUUCCUGCAUCCAAAUACUUCUCCUCAGAGGAGAGCGCCAGCUUGGAGCUCACAGACGAGGAGAAGAAGAUGGCCGAGGAGAUCAAGGCUAUCUGGAAAGGCAUUCUGAGCAACGUUUCAAGUAUCGAAGAAACAACAGAUUUCUUUAAGUCGGGAGCUGCUUCUAUGGAUGUGGUCAGAUUGGUGGAGGAGGUGAAGCAGAAAUGCGGAGGCGUUCAGCUUCAGAACGAGGACGUCUACAUGGCCACCACCUUCCAGAGCUUCAUCCAGAUGUUCGUCCGACGCAUGCGCGGAGAGGACCAGGAGGAGGAACUCGUCAUCGAUUAUGCGACAAAAGAAGUCAACAACAUGACGUUGAAAAUGCCCUACCAGUGUUUCAUCAACGGCAGCUUUGAAGACGCAGAAGGCGGAAAGACGUACAACACGGUCAACCCCACAGAUGGCUCUGUGAUCUGUAAGGUGUCGUAUGCUUCAGUAGGGGAUGUGGACCGAGCGGUCAGUGCAGCAAAAGAAGCCUUCGACAACGGCCCCUGGGGUAAAAUGAACCCGCGUGACCGGGGCAGGCUGCUUUACCGUCUGGCUGAUCUGAUGGAGGAGCAUCAAGAAGAACUGGCCACGAUCGAGACCAUCGACUCUGGUGCCGUUUACACGCUGGCUUUAAAAACACACGUCGGCAUGUCUGUACAGACCUUCAGAUACUUCGCCGGCUGGUGCGACAAGAUCCAGGGCUCGACGAUACCCAUCAACCAAGCCAGACCCAACCGCAACCUCACCUUCACUAAGAAAGAACCUCUGGGAGUUUGCGCCAUAGUGAUCCCAUGGAAUUACCCACUGAUGAUGUUGGCGUGGAAGAGCGCAGCUUGUUUGGCGGCUGGAAACACACUCGUCCUGAAACCCGCCCAGGUGACUCCUCUAACAGCACUGAAAUUUGCUGAACUGACGGUGAAAGCUGGAAUUCCAAAAGGAGUCGUCAACAUCGUACCAGGAUCAGGUGGUCUGGUUGGACAGAGGAUGUCCGAUCACCCUGAUAUCCGUAAACUCGGUUUUACCGGCUCGACUCCCAUUGGCAAACAGAUCAUGAAGAGCUGUGCUGUCAGUAACUUGAAGAAGGUCUCUCUGGAGCUGGGCGGUAAAUCUCCCCUCAUCAUCUUCAGUGAUUGUGACAUGGAUAAGGCAGUCCGCAUGGGCAUGAGUUCUGUUUACUUCAAUAAGGGAGAGAACUGCAUCGCUGCAGGAAGACUGUUUGUUGAAGAAUCCAUACAUGACGAGUUCAUCACUAGAGUGGUUGAAGAAAUCAAGAGGAUGAAGAUCGGAGACCCUUUGGAUCGCUCCACUGAUCACGGACCUCAGAACCACAAAGCCCAUCUGGACAAGCUGGUGGAGUACUGUGAGAUCGGUGUGAAGGAGGGGGCGACGCUCGUCUAUGGUGGGAAACAGGUGGACAGACCAGGCUUUUUUAUGGAGCCCACGGUGUUUACAGAAGUUGAAGAUCACAUGUUCAUCGCCAAAGAAGAAUCAUUUGGUCCUGUUAUGGUGGUGUCGAAAUUCAAGGAUGGUGAUGUGGAUGAUGUUCUAAGAAGAGCCAACGACACAGAGUUCGGCCUGGCCUCUGGGGUCUUCACCCGUGAUAUCAAUAAGGCCAUGUAUGUCAGCGAGAGACUGGAGGCAGGAACUGUUUUCAUCAACACCUACAACAAAACCGACGUGGCGGCUCCUUUCGGAGGCUUCAAACAGUCUGGAUUCGGAAAGGACCUUGGUGAGGAUGCCCUGCACGAAUACCUGCGGACUAAAGCCAUAACCGUGGAGUACUAAGAAAACACACGCAGCCCGACUCUAGACAGGACUUCAGAAGACAUGAACGCAGUCUAAAGUGGCCAAACUGUCUUACUUGAAGCUGGUUUGAUAGGAAGGGAAGAGCAUUUCCUGCCAUGACUACACUGAUGUGCCUACAUUUUUUAAUCACUCUUUUUACUCUUUUAUGGAGCGGGACAGUAUUGCCAUCCUACGCUGGCUAAAACAUUUAAAAAAAUGAAAAACCAACAGACCUCCAAGUGCACCGAAGGAAACAAGUUUAGUUAAUCUUUUAAAUUUCCAAUUUACAUGAUUAAAUUAUUAUGAAGUAACCGCAAUAGUGUCAUAAGCUGAUUUAAUUGUUACACUGUAUCCUAACAAAUCAAAAUACUAGCAACAAGCAAUCUUUCUGCCCAGACUCAAUGCCAAACUGCCGUAUGAUGGGCCUUGAUCACAGCUAAUUACCACAUUUUUUAUGUUUUAUGUGCAGCUAAACUCUGAUUUUGCUUUAUCGCUUGUUUUUGUGUCAAGUCAUGCGUGGUUGUCGGAUUUUACUUUGUGUUCAUUAAGAUUUUCACCUCGUGAUUUAACACACAUUGUCUUCGUGUUUAGACUUUGUGUCUUCAUAUUUAAUACCAGUGUCAUAUCAAAAUCUGUAUCAUCACAUUUGUAAUCUUUCUGGUUUAUAAUAUGCAUAGCAUUUCAACAUCUCCCUUUUUAUUGUAACUGUAUAUAUUUUAUUAGAUAUGACAAAUUGUCUUAUUUUAUAUAUUUAAUUUUGCAUUCCAGACAGACAUAAGAUAAUUGAAAAUGUUGAAUGGAAAUAAUAUAAACACAGCAUUCUCUUUCCAGGGAAGUAAUUUAUUUUGUAUAAAAUUAUAGGCUUGGUUUGAUGUAAGAGUAAUUUACACAAAUAAUAGAAAACAACACUGUGAACCUUACAAUGUGAACAUCGUGACAAUGAAAAUGACAAAGUAUCUGCUGAAGGUUUACGAUCUCUCGUGAUGCUUUUGAGAAAAGAGAAAUGUUAUGCUGUUUUAGUCUUCUGUAUAAGCUAACAGUCACUCUGAAUGUGUCACUUGCCAAAUGUCAUUACACACAACAUUUUUUCAAACUUUAUAUUACCGGUGAUCAAAAACUGAAAGAGCGUAGGUAAUCCAUUUUUACAAUAAAGAACGGAAAUAGCGAAAA
Messenger RNA from Triplophysa dalaica, 4067 nucleotides. RefSeq names its product aldehyde dehydrogenase 1 family, member L2 (gene aldh1l2). The record is from RefSeq and is a predicted model, not a curated record. The transcript is spliced from 22 exons. Gene Ontology annotation, biological process: one-carbon metabolic process; biosynthetic process; 10-formyltetrahydrofolate catabolic process. Gene Ontology annotation, molecular function: aldehyde dehydrogenase (NAD+) activity; formyltetrahydrofolate dehydrogenase activity. Lineage: Eukaryota; Metazoa; Chordata; Actinopteri; Cypriniformes; Nemacheilidae. Gene Ontology annotation, cellular component: cytoplasm. Bases 126 to 2897 code for a protein of 923 amino acids.